AUGCGCCAGAAGAUACAAAGACAGUACAUACCAAUCAUGAGACAGAAGAUAACAAACCUGGGUCAUCGGUCAACACCCUCGGCCAUAGAGAUGAGUGGACGUGGUGGCAUCGUCUUCGACAACAGCAUCGUCUUCGACAGUUCUAUCUCUUCUUCUUCCGCUACAACAGAUCCCACCUUCGUUCUCCACGAUACCUCACCAAGUGCACACCUGGUUGAGAACGACUACCUGAACAGCAGACAAAAGGAUGAAAGCUCUGCAACUGGACUUGUAGCUGUUGUCGGCAACUUGGGCAAAAAAAUGAAAUCCAAGUUGGAAACAUUCAAUCCAAAGAUGUGGUUCUCGAACACGGACCAGGAAGUCACUGAAUCUUUCGAUCCAGCUGAUUUCUCACGUAGCAGAAGAAAGCGAUCAAGUACGAGUAUUGAAACUGCUCACACGGAUUUCGAUUUUAAUAAUCCUUGA
This is a messenger RNA of Helobdella robusta, 465 nucleotides long. RefSeq lists its product as hypothetical. The coding region runs from base 1 to 465 and encodes 154 amino acids. The record is from RefSeq and is a predicted model, not a curated record. Lineage: Eukaryota; Metazoa; Annelida; Clitellata; Rhynchobdellida; Glossiphoniidae. The transcript has 4 exons.